AGCUGCAAGUGGCGGGCGCCCAGGCAGAUGCGAUCCAGCAGCUCUGGGGGCGGCAGCGGCGGUAGCAGCUGGUACCUCCCGCCGCCUCUGUUCGGAGGGUAGCGGGGCACCGAUGUGCUUUCCGGCCGCCCUCUGGCCGGCUACCCAAAGCUGCGGGCGCUGAUGAUGGGUGAGGAGGGGGCGGCAAGAUUUCGGGAGCCCCUGCCCUGAACGCCCUCAGCUGCUGCCGCCGGGGCCGCUCCGGUGCCUGCGAACUCUGAGGAACCGAGCGAGGCGCGGGCGACAGCAAGGACGCUGCAAACUUGCGCAGCGCGGGGGUUCGGAUUCACGCCCAGAAGUUCAGCGGGCAGAGCAGUCCGAAGCCUUCCCGCAGCGGAGAGAUAGCUUGAGGGUGCGCGAGAAGGCAGCCCCCGUCGUCGGAUCCCACCCAGACCGGGCAGAGGAGCUCGGAGCAGCCAAAAGGAACGCAGGAGGCGGCCAGGACAGCGUGCAGCAGCUGGGAGCCGCCGUUCUCAGUCUGGAAAGUUGUGGAGAUUGGAGGCUUCCCCGAGAGGGGACAGACCCCAGCUCCGACCGCGGGGGGCAGGAGAGGACGGUACCCAACUGCCACCUCCCUUCAACCAUAGUAGUUCCUCUGUGCGGAGCGCAGCGAGCUACAGACGGGGGAGCGGCACUCGGCGUGGCGAGCAGGAGACUGAAGGUGCCAGUCAGUGAGCCCAGCGUGCUUGAGGGUCUCUGGACUCGCCCCUGAGAUUACAGCUGUGUUUCCUUGAGACUCCUGCUCGUCUCCGUGCAGUUAGGGGAAAGCAAGAGACUUGCCCUCACGCACAGUCCUCUGGAGAUCAGGUGGAAGGAGCCGCUGGGUACCGAGGACUGUUCAGAGCUUCUUCCCAUCUAGGGGAGAGCGAAGGGCGAGGCUGGGCCUGGAGAGCAGUGUAAACGGCCUCCUCCGGCGGGAUGGGAACCAUCGGGCUCCUGUGGCUGCUGCCGCUGCUGCUUUCCACUGCAGCUUUGGGCUCUGGGACGGGGACCGGCCAGCGCACGGGAUCCCCAGCUGCGGGGCCGCCGCUGCAGCCCCGGGAGCCGCUCAGCUACUCUCGCUUGCAGAGGAAGAGUCUGGCAGUGGACUUCGUAGUGCCCUCACUCUUCCGUGUCUACGCCCGGGACCUGCUGCUGCCGCCAUCCCCCUCGGAGCUGAAGGCUGGCAGGCCCGAGGCGCGCGGCUCGCUCGCUCUGGACUGCGCCCCGCUGCUCAGGUUGCUGGGGCCGGCGCCUGGGGUCUCCUGGACGGCCGGCUCACCCACCCCGGCAGAGGCCCGGACGCUGUCCAGGGUGCUGAAGGGCGGCUCGGUGCGCAAGCUCCGGCGUGCCAAGCAGCUGGUGCUGGAGCUGGGCGAGGAGGCGAUCUUGGAGGGUUGCGUCGGGCCCCCUGGGGAGGCGGCUGUGGGGCUGCUCCAGUUCAACCUCAGCGAGCUGUUCAGUUGGUGGAUUCGCCAGGGCGAAGGGCGACUGAGGAUCCGCCUGAUGCCCGAGAAGAAGGCGUCGGAAGUGGGCAGAGAGGGAAGGCUGUCCGCGGCAAUCCGCGCCUCCCAGCCCCGCCUUCUCUUCCAGAUCUUCGGGACUGGUCAUAGCUCCUUGGAGUCACCAACAAACAUACCUUCUCCUUCUCCUGAUUAUUUUACAUGGAAUCUCACCUGGAUAAUGAAAGACUCCUUCCCUUUCCUGUCUCAUCGCAGCCGAUAUGGUCUGGAGUGCAGCUUUGACUUCCCCUGUGAGCUGGAAUAUUCCCCUCCACUGCAUGACCUCAGGAACCAGAGCUGGUCCUGGCGCCGUGUUCCCUCCGAGGAGGCCUCCCAGAUGGACUUGCUGGAUGGGCCUGAGGCAGAACGUUCUAAGGAGAUGCCCAGAGGGUCCUUUCUCCUCCUCAACACCUCAGCUGACUCCAAGCACACCAUCCUGAGUCCGUGGAUGAGGAGCAGCAGUGAGCACUGUACGCUGGCCGUCUCGGUGCACAGGCACCUGCAGCCUUCUGGAAGGUACAUCGCCCAGCUGCUGCCCCACAACGAGGCUGCAAGAGAGAUCCUCCUGAUGCCCACCCCAGGGAAGCAUGGUUGGACAGUGCUCCAGGGAAGAAUCGGGCGCCCAGACAACCCCUUUCGAGUGGCCCUGGAAUAUGUCUCCAGUGGAAACCGCAGCUUGUCUGCAGUGGACUUCUUUGCCCUGAAGAACUGCAGUGAAGGAACAUCCCCAGGCUCCAAGAUGGCCCUGCAGAGCUCCUUCACUUGUUGGAAUGGGACAGUCCUCCAGCUUGGGCAGGCCUGUGACUUCCACCAGGACUGCGCCCAGGGAGAAGACGAGAGCCAGAUAUGCCGGAAACUCCCUGUGGGAUUUUACUGCAACUUCGAAGAUGGCUUCUGUGGCUGGACCCAAGGCACACUCUCACCUCACACUCCUCAGUGGCAGGUCAGGACUCUAAAGGAUGCCCAGUUCCAGGACCACCAAGACCAUGCUCUAUUGCUCAGUACCACUGAUGCCCCCACUUCGGAAAGUGCUACAGUGACCAGUGCUACGUUUCCCGCACCAAUCAAGAGCUCUCCAUGUGAGCUCCGAAUGUCCUGGCUCAUUCGUGGAGUCCUGAGGGGAAACGUGUCCUUGGUGCUAGUGGAGAACAAAACUGGGAAGGAGCAAGGCAGGAUGGUCUGGCAUGUCGCCGCCUAUGAAGGCUUGAGCCUGUGGCAGUGGACGGUGUUGCCUCUCCUCGACGUGUCUGACAGGUUCUGGCUGCAGAUGGUUGCAUGGUGGGGACAAGGAUCCAGAGCCAUCGUGGCUUUUGACAAUAUCUCCAUCAGCCUGGACUGCUACCUCACCAUUAGUGGAGAGGACAAGAUCCUACAGAACACAGCACCCAAAUCAAGAAACCUGUUUGAGAGAAACCCAAACAAGGAGCUGAAACCCGGGGAAAAUUCACCACGACAGACGCCCAUCUUUGACCCUACAGUUCAUUGGCUGUUCACCACAUGUGGGGCCAGCGGACCCCAUGGUCCCACCCAGGCGCAGUGCAACAACGCCUACCAGAACUCCAACCUGAGCGUGGAGGUGGGAAGCGAGGGCCCCCUGAAGGGCAUCCAGAUCUGGAAGGUGCCAGCCACCGACACCUACAGCAUCUCGGGCUACGGAGCUGCUGGCGGGAAAGGCGGGAAGAAUACCAUGAUGCGGUCCCACGGCGUGUCUGUGCUGGGCAUCUUCAACCUGGAGAAAGACGACAUGCUGUACAUCCUCGUUGGGCAGCAGGGAGAGGACGCCUGCCCCAGUACAAACCAGUUAAUCCAGAAAGUCUGCAUUGGAGAGAACAAUGUGAUAGAAGAAGAAAUCCGUGUGAACAGAAGCGUGCAUGAGUGGGCAGGAGGAGGAGGAGGAGGGGGUGGAGCCACCUACGUAUUUAAGAUGAAGGAUGGAGUGCCGGUGCCCCUGAUCAUUGCAGCCGGAGGUGGCGGCAGGGCCUAUGGGGCCAAGACAGACACGUUCCACCCAGAGAGACUGGAGAAUAACUCCUCGGUUCUAGGGCUGAACGGCAAUUCCGGAGCCGCAGGUGGUGGAGGUGGCUGGAAUGAUAACACUUCCUUGCUCUGGGCCGGAAAAUCUUUGCUGGAGGGUGCCACCGGAGGACAUUCCUGCCCCCAGGCCAUGAAGAAGUGGGGGUGGGAGACAAGAGGGGGUUUCGGAGGGGGUGGAGGGGGGUGCUCCUCAGGUGGAGGAGGCGGAGGAUAUAUAGGCGGCAAUGCAGCCUCAAACAAUGACCCCGAAAUGGAUGGGGAAGAUGGGGUUUCCUUCAUCAGUCCACUGGGCAUCCUGUACACCCCAGCUUUAAAAGUGAUGGAAGGCCAUGGGGAAGUGAAUAUUAAGCAUUAUCUAAACUGCAGUCACUGUGAGGUAGACGAAUGUCACAUGGACACUGAAAGCCACAAGGUCAUCUGCUUCUGUGACCACGGGACAGUGCUGGCAGAGGAUGGCGUCUCCUGCAUUGUGUCGCCCACCCCGGAGCCACACCUGCCACUCUCACUGAUCCUCUCCGUGGUGACCUCUGCCCUCGUGGCUGCCCUGGUCCUGGCUUUCUCCGGCAUCAUGAUUGUGUACCGCCGGAAGCACCAGGAGCUGCAAGCCAUGCAGAUGGAGCUGCAGAGCCCUGAGUACAAGCUGAGUAAGCUCCGCACCUCAACCAUCAUGACCGACUACAACCCCAACUACUGCUUUGCUGGCAAGACCUCCUCCAUCAGUGACCUGAAGGAGGUGCCGCGGAAAAACAUCACCCUCAUUCGGGGUCUGGGCCAUGGCGCCUUUGGGGAGGUGUAUGAAGGCCAGGUGUCCGGAGUGCCCAAUGACCCAAGCCCCCUGCAAGUGGCUGUGAAGACGCUGCCUGAGGUGUGCUCAGAACAGGACGAACUAGAUUUCCUCAUGGAAGCCCUGAUCAUCAGCAAAUUCAACCACCAGAACAUCGUUCGCUGCAUCGGGGUGAGCCUGCAAGCCCUGCCCCGGUUCAUCCUACUGGAGCUUAUGGCAGGGGGAGACCUCAAGUCCUUCCUCCGAGAGACCCGCCCUCGCCCGAGCCAGCCCUCCUCCCUGGCCAUGCUGGACCUUCUGCACGUGGCUCGGGACAUUGCCUGUGGCUGUCAGUAUUUGGAGGAAAACCACUUCAUCCACCGAGACAUUGCUGCCAGAAACUGCCUCUUGACCUGUCCAGGCCCUGGAAGAGUGGCCAAGAUUGGAGACUUCGGGAUGGCCCGAGACAUCUACAGGGCGAGCUACUACAGAAAGGGAGGCUGUGCGAUGCUGCCAGUUAAGUGGAUGCCCCCAGAGGCCUUCAUGGAAGGAAUAUUCACCUCUAAAACAGACACAUGGUCCUUUGGAGUGCUGCUGUGGGAAAUCUUUUCUCUCGGAUAUAUGCCAUAUCCCAGCAAAAGCAACCAGGAAGUUCUGGAGUUCGUCACCAGUGGAGGCCGGAUGGACCCACCCAAGAACUGCCCUGGGCCUGUAUACCGGAUAAUGACUCAGUGCUGGCAACAUCAGCCUGAAGACAGGCCCAACUUUGCCAUCAUUUUGGAGAGGAUUGAAUACUGCACCCAGGACCCAGAUGUAAUCAACACUGCUUUGCCGAUAGAAUACGGUCCACUUGUAGAAGAGGAAGAGAAAGUACCCGUGAGGCCCAAGGACCCUGAGGGGGUUCCUCCUCUCCUGGUCUCUCAACAGGCGAAACGGGGGGAGGAGCGCAGCCCAGCUGCCCCACCACCUGUGCCUACCACCUCCUCUGGCAAGGCUGCAAAGAAACCCACAGCUGCAGAGGUCUCUGUUCGAGUCCCUAGAGGGCCGGCCGUGGAAGGGGGACACGUGAAUAUGGCAUUCUCUCAGUCCAACCCCCCUUCGGAGUUGCACAAGGUCCAGGGAUCCAGAAACAAGCCCACCAGCUUGUGGAACCCAACGUACGGCUCCUGGUUUACAGAGAAACCCACCAAAAAGAAUAAUCCUCUAGCAAAGAAGGAGCCACAUGAGAGAGGUAACCUGGGGCUGGAGGGAAGCUGUACUGUCCCACCUAACGUUGCAACUGGGAGACUUCCGGGGACCUCACUGCUCCUAGAGCCCUCUUCGCUGACUGCCAACAUGAAGGAGGUACCUCUGUUCAGGCUACGUCACUUCCCUUGUGGGAAUGUCAAUUACGGCUACCAGCAACAGGGCUUGCCCUUAGAAGCCGCUACUGCCCCCGGAGCUGGUCAUUACGAGGACACCAUUCUGAAAAGCAAGAAUAGCAUGAACCAGCCUGGGCCCUGAGCUCGGUCACACACUCACUUCUCUUCCUUAGGAUCCCUAAGACGGUGGAGGAGAGAGAGGCAAUGGUUCCUUCACAAACCAGAGACCAAAUGUCACUUUUUGUUUUGUGCCAACCUAUUUUGAAGUGCCACCAAAAAAGCUGUAUUUUCAAAACGCUUUAGAAAGGUUUUGAGCAUGGGUUCAUCCUAUUCUUUCGAAAGAAGAAAUGUCAUAAAAAUGAGUGAUAAAUGCAAGGCCCAGAUGUGGUUGCAUAAGGUUUUUAUGCAUGUUUGUUGUAUACUUCCUUAUGCUUCUUUUAAAUUGUGUGUGCUCUGCUUCAAUGUAGUCAGAAUUAGCUGCUUCUAUGUUUCAUAGUCGGGGUCAUAGAUGUUUCCUUACCUUGUUGAUGUGGACAUGAGCCAUUUGAGGGGAGAGGGAACAGAAAUAAAGGAGUUAUUUGCAAUGACU
Messenger RNA from Mandrillus leucophaeus (drill), 6267 nucleotides. RefSeq names its product anaplastic lymphoma receptor tyrosine kinase (gene ALK). Gene Ontology annotation, molecular function: ATP binding; protein binding; transmembrane receptor protein tyrosine kinase activity. The record is from RefSeq and is a predicted model, not a curated record. Bases 958 to 5820 code for a protein of 1620 amino acids. Gene Ontology annotation, biological process: cell surface receptor protein tyrosine kinase signaling pathway; multicellular organism development; protein phosphorylation. Lineage: Eukaryota; Metazoa; Chordata; Mammalia; Primates; Cercopithecidae. The transcript has 29 exons. Gene Ontology annotation, cellular component: signaling receptor complex; membrane.